GUUAAAAAUAGAGGAAGUCAAUAAACAAGCACCUGUAAAGAAAAAUGUUUACAUUCCUAUAAUAGACAAAUUCCAAUACACAUUCGUUCCGAUCAGAUGGUGAGUCAGUUUGUAUCUACCUUGAAGGGGUUUUCCACACACGCCCACACACAAUAACAAUGGACCUAUAUACACUGAUAUACACUUAUAGGGAUGAUACUUUUGAACAAUAAUGGCAGCAGGGAACCUUGACCUUCAAGAAUGGCUGAGAUUACUUGACCUUGAACUAUACAAUGAAAAAUUUGCCAGUCUGGGACUGACCAAAGUAGAACAGCUAAAGGAAUUUGGAUUGGAUGACAGCUUUCUCAAUGACCUUGGCAUAACAAAAAUAGGCCACAAACAGCGAAUUCUGAGCAGUAUGUCAAAGUCAUCAACCAUGCCAUCACAAGAAAAUGGUUCUGUCAGAGGACAGGAGCAGGAGGACGAUAUUUAUGAAAAUGUAGGUUGCCCUUCUCCACAUACUAUUAUAAAGAAAAAAGAAGAAAAUGAAGACAUUUAUGUUAACUGCGCUGCUUCAAACUCAAGUGAGGAUAAUAUAUCUCUGAAAUCAGUAGAAAGUGCAGAUGGAGGUGAGGUGAAAAAGAAACCCGUCCCCAGGCCGCGUUUAUCUAAAAUGAAAAAAGAACAAAAAGAAAAGUUUCUUCAGCAACAAUCACUGGAUAAUUUAGACUCAAUUCCACAAAGUCCACCCCCUGUUGCUUCUCCUAGGAAAUGUAACUUGAAUAUGUUUCACUUGUCUGGGGCAACAGUUGAUGAAUCUAGUGCUGAUGAUUUCGACCCUUUUGCUGUGAGUCAUUCUCCAAAAGAGCGUACGAAAUCGACAAAAAAAUAUUCUGAUGAACUAAUGAAUGUAUUUACAUCGGAAUCAAACAGUAGUACACCAGAAAGACCGAGAGGAUUUUCGGACACUUUUGUACACAAUAACUCAGAAAGGUUGUCAGACACUUAUGAUGCUAUAUGGGCAUCGUCAAAUCCUACACAAAACGGUAGUGGAUCUCUGAUGCCCAGAAGGGCAAGUGAUAUGUCGCCCUUCACUCCACCAUUUUUACCCGUACCCUGUGUUAAAGAUACCUUUGAUUUUAAAACUGACGAAAACACAAAAAACUCGGAAAAUGAGCCAAGUGCAUAUGAACCUGUGAAUAUUAACCAAGGGAAAUUAUCCAUUGCGAAAUCUCCUAAACAUAUUUAUGUAAAUGAGGAUUCAAUGAAUUCAGAAUCUCCGCCCCCUCCAUCAUUUCCGCCCCCUGAAUUACCCCCUGGAGAAUCUCUACCGCCAGUCCCGCCAAGAAUUUCAAAUUCAAGUAAUUCAUCUGUAACCUAUUCAAGUGUAAAUAAAAAAAAAAGUGUUAAAAGAAAUGAUGAUAACGAAAGUGAUCCGCUAUAUUCAGACAAAUAUUUGGAAAAAGGAUAUUUCACUUCAACCAAAAUGAAAACGCUCACGUCAACAUCUGGACCAGAUCCCUUCAAUGGCGAAGAUCCUUUCAGUGAUAUGAACUUUCAAAAUGAAUGUCAAACUUUCAACCAACCUGGAGCAGACAAUAUAUUUGACCCUGGUGCGCAGACAGAACCCGCGUUUGAUCCGUUUGGUAUAUAUGAGGUUCGUGACGAUUUUAAUUCUGGUGAUCCAUUAGAGCGAGUGCCACCUGCACCUGAGUGGCAUGAGAGAGGGCAGACACCUAAAGCAGCAGUAAGCUGUAAUUCUGGAUACUCUCUUUAUUCGUUGGCAUCUCCAGUACAAAAUGACAACAGUUCAGAUGAACAAACAUCAGACGGGGAUUUAUCUGACCCCAGUAGUCCAGAGGAUUUAAUACCAGGGGCAACAGGACCCAUAAAUCCAUCGGUGGAUAUCGUUCCAUCUUCUCCUUCACCAAGAAAAGCUAAACAGAAAUCUGGAUAUUUAUGGAAACAAGGAGGAGUGAAAGCAAAUAGAGGUUGGAGAAGACGAUGGGUUGUAUUUGAUGGGAAGACACUCAGAUAUUAUCCUAAUCAUAAGUCACAGAUAUCUAAGAGAAUAAUACCACUUGCUUGUAUGAAUAGAGUUGAAGUUUGUGUCAAGGUAACCAAAAUCAUGCAGUUUGCAAUGGAUAAAAAUGCAGAUCGGUUCAAGUUCAACCUAAUCAACCAGAACAGAACAUUCUUAUUUGCAGCAGAAACUUUGAAUGAAUGUACUCUAUGGGCCAACACAUUAAUGGAAGCUAUAAUUAACUAUGAGAAACCAAAGAAUGGUGAGCCUGAAGGUGGACAGAUGUGUGAUCCAGAUAAAAUGGGUUUCAUUAAAUUUGAGAGGAAAGGAGAACUGUUUGUAGCAAUAAAAGCAGGAAAACUAUGUUACUAUGACUCACAUCAGGAUUACAAGAUUGCUUCACCAAUAAAUGAAAUCGACAUGAAGUUAGCGUCUGUGAAGGAAGUUAGUCGGAACAAAAUGCAACUGUCCACUCACUAUGGGCAUUUUAUAUUACUUUUCACAGAGAAACAAGACUGUGUUUAUUGGAAGAUGGCCAUGGAGGACGCUAUAGCAGACGGUCUUGGAGAUAAUACUGUUUUAGACAGUGUAAGAGAAAACCCAAGUAACCAUUUCUGUGCUGACUGUAGGGCACCAGAUGCUCACUGGGCUUCCAUCAAUAUUGGUAUUGUUCUGUGUAAAAACUGUGCAGGAAUCCACCGAGAUUUUGACCACAGAAUAUCACGUAUAAAAUCUUUACGGAUGGAUACAACUAUAUGGACACCUAGUUUAAUAGAAUUGAUGAAGGCUAUAGGAAAUGAGAAUGCCAACAAGUUCUGGGAGAACAGAUUACAAGCUGUACAUGGUAUCAAUACAGACUCGUCUCCUAUUAAUAGAAAACAAUUCAUUCAAGAUAAAUAUGAGAGGAAGUUGUGGAUCGAUCAACAUCCCCUCAUUGGAGGACUGAAUGAGGAAUUACUUCGGGUUGUUGUAACAGAGGACAUUUUACAGACCAUGAGAAUUGUUUUCUCUGGGGCAGAUAUUUUAUUCACUGACAGUACUACAGGAAAAACAGCUUUUGACCUUGCUAAAGACGAAGGACAAAGAUUGCAGACUGAAUUUCUGUAUCAUAAUGGAGGUGACAGAACAUCCAGAGCUUCUGCUGAUAUUGAUGAGGCUUUGGCAUUAAGGUUACGAGCAGAAAUAACUAUGGAAGGUCACUUGUUAAAAACAGGACCCAGAAAUAGAAAUGCUUUUAUGGACAGAUAUUGUGUGAUAGAACAUGGUUGUUUAAGAUACUUUGUCAAUGAAAAGUCAUCGACAGCUAGAGACAGUAUAGAUAAUGAGAGUAUGUUGUGUGUUCAGGCCGUCACUAAUGUGGAAAAGCAGAGUCGACAGACGGUCAAUUUUGACAAAUUGUUCCAAAAAAUAAUACAGUUGGACUUCAAACAGGAAUUCCCAGCCAGUGACAGGUCAGUACUCAAUCUUAAUAGAGUACGCCAGUUGUCAGUCAGGAGGAGUAUACGCCCAGAUAGUAUGAAGAGAUACCCCAAUGCAUUUGAGUUGAGUACAACAAAAACUACUAGUAACAGAACUUACCUGUUUGCAGCCACGACACAGGAGGAGAAGAUGACGUGGAUGAGAACGCUUACUAAGUUGUUUUGUCCUAUACAUUUUAUCAAAGAAAUACAUGACAAAGAGUUUUCGCUGGCAGGAAAUUUCUACAUGAAGGCAGGGGUUGCAUCGGAAUGGCAGAAAACAUGGAUACUUGUAGAUAGAAAGAUAGUGAGAUAUUUAGAUGAUGAACAAAAGUUACUAGAAAUUGAUCUCAGAAAAGUUUCUAAUAUUCAAUAUGUUGAGCAUGUAGCAGGUCAACCAUGUCCUUUCUCGGCAGAGAGUGGUAAAUGUUUCACCAUUGACAUUCCUGGAAGGUCACUGUACUUCCAAGCAGAUUUACAACGAGAUACAGAAAGACUUUAUGAAGCCUUCGGAAACAGUAUGAAGAUUUAUAAGUUACGACGGGGAGGAGGCCCAACCAUAGAGGACCAACAAUUAACUCCAGAGAAUGUCCCUGUUAUUGUACAUAAAUGUAUCAAGUUUAUUGAGGAUAAUGGUUUUAAAGAUGAAGGUGUAUAUAGAUUAGCUGCCCAAGAUUCUAAAAUACAGAAUGUGUUGUCACGGUUUUUAGCAGAUGCACAUAGCUUAAGUUUACGAAUGGAUUUACACUCAGUCAAUGAGGUUGCUAAUUGUUUAAAAAGAUUCUUUAGACAGCUUAAAGAUCCAUUGUUUACAAAGAUAGCUUACCAAGACUGGAUCAAAUGUGCAGCUAUGGAGAGUGUAGAAUCCAAACUGUCCUUCUAUAAGUUCCAAAUUAAUCAAUUACCACUGGUGAACAAAUGUACAGUGAAGAAACUUAUACUACAUCUAGCAAGUUUGUCCACGUACAGUGCUGAGAACAAGAUGGAUGUAAAGAAUAUUGCCUUAGCAUUUGGUUCAACGCUAAUGAAAGGUGGGGCUGAGAUGAUAGCUCAGAAUCAUUUACCGUUAGAAAUGAGAGUGAUUGAAGAUCUGAUUACACAUCAUAGUGUUCUGUUUGAGGAAGAGGUACAGAAAAUUGAAAGGUCAGAGAGCAUGCUGCAGGCGGUCCAGCAAAAAAUUAAAAUGGCCGAAUUGCAGCAUCGUAAUUCAGCAGUACAUCUUAGUCAGAUUGGUGACAUGAUGGUUACUAUAUUUUACCAGCACAGAACAAAUCAGAGUGAGGUUUAUAGUGCUAAGAGAGGAGGCUCUGUUGGAGAGGCAGUAGAACAUAUGAAGAGGAAGUUUAGAUUAUCACUUGGACAGUGGGUCUUGUAUGAGGUUGUGUAUUCUGAUGUUUUAGAAAGACCAUUACAUCCAAGUGAGUGUCUGCUAGAUGUUGUGAUGUCCUGGAGCAAUUGGGAGGAAGAGUAUAGAAAAAACACACAUCUGGUGAUGAAAUCAGCUGAGAGACUCUUACAACUGGACGAAGUGUAUGAUCCCAACCAUGCACUGUUUGCAGAGUUUAAAUAUAAAGAAAAGAAAGAGAAAUUUAAGAAAUUUUCCUUUGGAUUCAACCAAUCAAAACUGUCCUUGUUCAAGGAUUUAGGGUACAAUACAACGCCAUCAAAAUCCUGGAAAAUAGAAGAUAUGCUUAUAUACUUUGGUGCUGAUCCUAAGAAAAAUGCUCAAAAACUUUCUAAACCCCAAAAUCUACAGUUUGCCUUUUCAUUCUUUAUAAAAGGAGAAAAAAUUGGGAAGGGAGAUAUGCCAUUAUUUGGUAGGACUAUUUGUUGUACAACAGAAAUUGAAUUGGUGAAUUGGAUGGCAGCCUUGUUAAAAGCUAAGCAUCCAGAUGGAUUUUUAUCAUGACAAGGACUUGCAAAAUAGGAUUUGUGCAAUAUGAACUGAUAACCAUUCAACAGGGCACCAGUUAAAGAACACAAAACUGUGUUCUUGUUGUGUCUUUUUCCUUCAGUGUGGAAGAGCAGUGAUACUCGAUCUUCUGAGUGCUUUAAG
Messenger RNA from Mytilus trossulus (common blue mussel), 5515 nucleotides. Its product is annotated as arf-GAP with Rho-GAP domain, ANK repeat and PH domain-containing protein 2-like. Gene Ontology annotation, molecular function: protein binding; phosphatidylinositol-3,4,5-trisphosphate binding; GTPase activator activity. Gene Ontology annotation, cellular component: cytoplasm. Bases 212 to 5368 code for a protein of 1718 amino acids. The transcript is spliced from 51 exons. Lineage: Eukaryota; Metazoa; Mollusca; Bivalvia; Mytilida; Mytilidae. The record is from RefSeq and is a predicted model, not a curated record. Gene Ontology annotation, biological process: signal transduction.